Molecule: messenger RNA, 1005 nt
Organism: Penicillium soppii
Lineage: Eukaryota; Fungi; Ascomycota; Eurotiomycetes; Eurotiales; Aspergillaceae
Product: alpha/beta-hydrolase
Exons: 2
Coding region: 1-1005 (334 amino acids)
Source: RefSeq, a predicted model, not a curated record
AUGAGCUUCAAGCUUCCAAAAGAUGGCCAGACCUUAGUCUAUUCCAGCGCUGAGGAGCAUGAUGUCAAACUCGACUACUACCUUCCAAAAGCUACCGGAGCUCUCCCAGCUAUACUUUACUACCAUGGCGGCGGAAUGACAGCUGGUUCCAGGCGCAGUGUGCCAUAUCCAAGCUGGCUCUAUAACCACUGCCAAGAAAAAGGUUACAUCUUCAUUUCCGCCGAUUACCGCCUCUGCCAUCCAUCAACAACGUUGGAUCAAAUUGAAGACGCAAAGGCAUUGUUCAAAUAUCUUGCCGGGGAGAAGUUUGCCAGUCAUCUGCCCCAGACUGUAUCCCUUGACACUACCCGCAUCGCAGUGAGCGGGUUCUCUGCAGGCGCGUACUCGGCCCGUGCCGCUUGUGUUUACGCCAAUCCUAAACCUGCCGUUUUGCUCUCUGUGUAUGGACUUGGUGGCAAUAUGCUUCUUGAUCACUGGACGGCUGCCCGACCACCUACAUCGAUUGCCAAAUUCGUCGAUUUGAAUGAUGUUUCCAGGUUGCUGGCAGAUAAGUCGGUUAUCAGCGAUGAUAUGAAGGAGGAUGAGCGAUUGUCUAAGCGGUUUGCACUUACGGUUCGUUGGGAGCUGGAUGGCACGUUUUUGGAUGGGUGUUUUGGUAGACCUGGUCUCGGAGCUAUGUUGAAUGCCGUUGAAUACUCGCUGCGAGAUGCCACAGUCCCUGUGGAAUUAAAGCCUGGGAUUUUGCAGUCGUUCGUCACCGAGGAGUACCCGCCAUCUGUGUUUGUGCAUGGUACAGCGGACGAGGUUGUUUCGGAUCAAGAAAGCAUCGAUCAUCAUGAACAGCUCAACAAGCUCGGGGUGAGGUCGAGUCUUUUCCUUGUUGAAAAUGGCCGACACGGAUUAGAAGAAUUUUCAUUUGAUCAUGACUCAGAGGUGUCGAAAAGCACGACUAAGGCAUACAAAGAGGCGCUUGCAUUUAUAGAUGACGUUUUCAUGACAGCUUAG